AUGACAAUCGCUCCUUUUUACCUUACUUUGGGUAGUCUUAAUGAGAAAAAGAAUUCAAUAAUUAGAAUGUUCAUCUCGGAUAAGUGGAAGGCAAGCAAGUGUUCAAAGACAAGGGAUGGGAAAAACAUUGAAAAUAUUGUUUUGGGUAAAACGUUUUGGAAAAACAUUAUCGAUUGCUUGAGAGGUGCUUAUGCUCUUCUUCACGUGCUCCGUAUAGUGGAUUCAGAGGAAAAAUCAGCUAUGGGAUACAUGUAUUCUGAAAUUGAUCGUACUAAAGAAAAGAUUAAAAAUGCUUUUCAAAGUGUUAAAGCAAGUCCUAAUUUUAAGGUUGAGUAUGGUGUUAAGAAAGGACUUUAUGAUUGUUUGGAUAUACUUGUGGGAGAUUCUGCACUCAUUACAAUUAUUGAUAGUCAACUUGAAGAUUUCAAGGGUAAGGCUAAAUUUUUGGGUAGAGAUGUAGCCAAGAAUGCUUUCAAAACCAAAACCCCUUUACAAUGUUCAUCGGAAUGUGACCGCAAUUGGAGUGCUUUUGAGAUGGUUCACACGAAAAGGAGAAAUCGUUUGAAGACAAGCACUAUGAAUGACAUUGUUUUUGUGAUGACCGAUUCAAGAUUGGCAAGGAAGAAGCCAUCAAGAAACAAUGCUGACUAUAGUCUUGAAGACUUAGAUUCAGAUGUAGAAUGGAUUGUGGAAGAUAAAAAUAUAAUGAAAAAUUUGGAGGAGUUUGACACACAAAAUGAUGUAAACUUAGCCCCUCAAGAAGAUGAAGGUAAAGAUGGGAGUCCUUUGAUUGAUUUGGAGAUUCCUCUUCUUGAUGUUGAUGCUUUCAAUGAGCUUCUCAAUUUUUCUCUUAAUGAAAAUCAAAAUAUUGGAGAACAUGAUGAUCAUAAUGUUAAUGAAUUGUUCUAG
This is a messenger RNA of Arachis duranensis, 909 nucleotides long. RefSeq lists its product as uncharacterized. NCBI's taxonomy places the organism in Eukaryota, Viridiplantae, Streptophyta, Magnoliopsida, Fabales, Fabaceae. The transcript is spliced from 4 exons. The record is from RefSeq and is a predicted model, not a curated record. The coding region runs from base 1 to 909 and encodes 302 amino acids.